Messenger RNA from Paramecium octaurelia, 2207 nucleotides. The record is from the annotation of a GenBank genome assembly. NCBI's taxonomy places the organism in Eukaryota, Ciliophora, Oligohymenophorea, Peniculida, Parameciidae.
AUGAUAUUUCCAAAAAAGGAAAUUACAGCAGAUGUAUUUUCAGAUGAAAGGACAGAAGAAAUGGAGUGUUCAAUUUGGAAUGCAAACUUUCGUUAAUUUGUAAAAACCAAUUUUCUAAUCAUAUUUAAUAAAUACUUGGAAUUAAUAUGCAAAACAAUAAAUGGAUAGAUACUUGGCAUGUAAGGACCCCCUAAUCUUAAAUAAUUAGUGAUUAAAUAUAAGAUUUUUAAGAGAAUCCUAAAACUAUUAUUAAUCUAGAAAAAAUACAACAUCUAAGAUGGUUCGGAUAAUAUGGUUAAAAUAAUAAGAAAAUUGGGAACUGGUCAGCAAGAUGGAAAGGUCUAAUUUUAGAAGAAGUAGGGGGAAACUACUCAGAAUUAGGAUUGAAAUAAGGCUUAUGGAAAGAACCAAUACCAUGUUAUUGCAGGUAAUUGAUAUAAUAAUGAUAAUAUAGUCAUGGUCAAGUGUAUGAAGUAGGAGAAUAUUUAGAUGAUUAGAAAAUAGGAUUAUGGAGGAGUAUAUUUGAGGAUGAAGUAAUGUAAUCAAUUUUAUGAAAAUUAAUUUAGCGGAUAUGGAUAGUACGAUAAACAAUCAAACAAGAUUGGAAAAUGGACUGAGAUAACCAAUAAUUUUUGGGAGUAUUAUUCCAUGCAAAUAAUUAGAUUAAAUUAAGUUACUUUCUGUGGAGAGUAUCAAAAUGGUAAAAAAAUUGGUAAAUGGGAUACUUAUUUAAGAAUUAAAGGACAAGAUUAACUAUUUGAGCAUCUGUAUUUUUCAUUUUUAUGCUGUUAAGUGGUGGUGGAAGCUAUGAUGAAAAUGGAGAUGGUCAAAAAAUUGGAAUGUGGAUUGAGCUUAGUGAUGAGUUUUAUGAGUAGAAAUAUUAUAAUGAUUCAUAAUUCAUAUAGAGAUAAUUAAGUUAGUUUUAAAGGAGAAUAUCAAAAGGAUGCAAAAAUUGGUAGAUGGAAUACAUAUUUAAAGUUUGAUGGAAAUAAUGAAGUGAUGUAAUUGAGAAUAUAAUAAUUUAUCUAGAGGAGGAGGGGUAUAUGAUUAGCAAGAAAGAAAUCAAAAGGUUGGAAAAUGGAUUGAGUUAUGUGAAGGAUUUAACGAGUAGAAAAAAUUAUUAUUAAAUAUUGCUUUAGAAAGAGUUAAAUUAUUAUUGAAGGAGAAUAUCGAAAAGGAGUUAAAGUUGGUAGAUGGAAUACUUAUUUUAAGUUUAAUGGAAAGAAUGAGCAGAUGUAAUAUAUCAAAUAUAGUCAUUAUUUUAGUGGUGGAGGUAUAUAUGAUUGGAGAGAAAACGGUUAAAAAAUUGGAAAAUGGAUAGAAUUGAGCUAUGAAACUUUUAGGAGUAGGUAUUAUUAAUUUUUUAUGCUAGAUAUAUUUAAGUCAUCUAUUCUGGUGAAUAUAUAAAUGGGUUAAAAGUAGGUUAAUGGAAUGCCCAUUUUAGGGAUAGAGUAUUAAAUAAAGAAUUCAAGCUCAUGUAAGAGGAUGAUAUACAUUAGCCUAAUUUAGAGGUGGCGGAUAGUAUGACGAAGAAUCGCCGGAUGUAAAAGUUGGUAAAUGGGUCGAGUUGAGUAAGAAUUUUGGAGACGGAUUAGGAUAGUCAUAAAUAAUUUAUAUUGGUGAAUAUAAAAGUGGUUAAAAGUUUGGCCUAUGGGAUAUAUUUUGGGAAGUUGAUCUAAAGAGGAAAAAAAGAGAAUGGCUGUAGAAAUAUUUUUUGAGUUUAUUUAGAGGUGGUGGAUUAUAUGAUGGAUUUGGUAGAAAAGUGGGGAUUUGGGUAGAAGUAUGUGAUUGGUUUUAUGAGUAUCAAUAACUUAAUUACUUUAGUUGGAAAUAAGUGAAGUAUUAAGGUGAAUAUAAGGAUGGUAAGAAAAUUAAAUUUUGGUAUAAUUAUUGGAGGGAAAGAGGAGAAAAUAAAGUAUUUGAGAAAAUGUAUAAACAAAUAUAUGUUAAAGAGGUGGUGGAUCUUAUGAUGAGAAUGUGGAAGGCCAAAAAAAUGGAUAAUGGAUCGAUCUCAGCGAGGAUUUUUAUGAGUAAAUCAAAAAUUUAAUUUCAAUUUAGUCGAAAUUAAUACAUCUAUGAUGGUUCAUAUAACAAUGGCAGAAAGGUUGGUAUUUGGUAUGAAAUGAAGAGAUUUUGGAAAUCAGGAUUUCUUAAAACGUAUAAUAUUAUAAAUAAUAGUCUUAAGGCAAGCAUAGCUAUGGGAGUGA